Molecule: messenger RNA, 1866 nt
Organism: Vitrella brassicaformis
Lineage: Eukaryota; Vitrellaceae
Source: the annotation of a GenBank genome assembly
CUACACUUCGAAGUACUCUGAAGAAACAGGGGACAUACAGAAGUGUAGGGUCUCACAUACACACGCGCGUACCUCCCAUUAUGUCGAUCUGCAACAGACAAAGAGGCAUGUCCUGUCGUGUCUGCCUCUUUGCUUUGAUGUGACGCGUGGCCAACCAGUCUGUUGUUGAGUCUCCUGAUGUUGGUCUCCUCCUUGGCCUCCUCUCCGAUCUCUGCGGCUGUCACAUGGUAGGCCGAAAUCUUGCCCUCCUUGAUGACCUGUGUCGCAAACUCGUGCUGUCGCAAGUCCUUGAAGGCCUCUCGCUCCAGCGCUAUUUUGUGCUUGGUCUCGAUCCUGUUCUUCGCCCACUUGACGAACCUAUGAGAGAGUCACCAACCCCACAGACAGACACAGAGACUUGUGCUUGGUCCGCGAACCUUUUCUUCUCACCUCUCGCGCAGUGUUGCGAAGCUGUCGUGGAAGUAUUUUCGGACGCUCUUUUUCCAUGGAGGGUCGCUAUCGACAGACGUCGGAGAAAUAACGCCAUCCGCAAGCUCCUGUAGCCCAGUGAUGAGUGUGCAGCCGAUGGAUGGGCAAGCACACAAGUGAAUGCGCCGCCCAUGUAGGUGGAUACCUGUCCGUAUUCAGCAAGCACGUCGACCAGCUGAAGAGAGAGAUCCCGCCGCUGUGUCGCGAACUUUGCGUCUGGGACGGCCCAAUAUUCAAUCUGUCAAAGGAUGCGUAUACGUAUAUGCAAUAUGGAGAGAUGGGGAGAAUGAGAGACGUGGAUCGACCUCAUAGACGGUGUCCAGCCAUGCCGCUUCCUCCAAGUAUUCGCUCAACGUGCUGAUGUAUCUGUCCACCGCCUCGCGGUCAGAGUGGUCUGUGGAUGCCGAGUGAAAGAGGCAGUGAAUGCAGAAUCCAGUCGUUGCUUCACGUAUGUCUCACCGCCCCAACCGCGGAGCCCGGGUUUGUCGAUCGCCUCGGCAAAAAUAUCCCCCGGCUUCUGCCCCGUUUCCUCUUCCGUAGGGACUUCAAGGACACUUUCAAGGACGUUGUCGAUUCUCUUGCGCAGCGCCUUGAGGAAUUUUGAUGGCGGGGCCUUCUGAGGACUUUCCUGGCCGCCCGGGACCCACUCUGGGAUGGAGAGCUCGCCGAAGAGGUAGUCGACCCAGCUGGCCGCCUUAGAUCCCCAGCCUUUGGCUUCUCCUUCAGACUCAGCCUGGGCUUCCUUUUCGGCCUUCUCUUUCCCCGUCUGAAGCCCCUCCUGAAAAUACUGAUCUAGCGUGUAGUUGACCGCCUUCUUGCCCCAGCUCUUGCCAGUCUCCCACGCCUUCCAGCCGAGGGCUUUGCCAAGGUCCUUCCCCUUCUCAUACACCUGGGCGGAUAGGCAGCGUCAUAUGCGGUGAGAUCAUGUGUGUGUCGAUGGAUAAAUCGACAUCCCGACACUCACCUCACGGCCAAGAGCCUGCACGCAUACGAGAAAUGUACAGACACUGCAUACGAGAAAUGUGUAGACCUGCUCACCCGUACAGCGCUAUCGAUAUAUUCGGGAACGACCGCCAUUGCAGAAUCCGUUUGAUUCUCCUUUUUUGGCAUCCCCUCUUUUGGCUUCAUGCCUUCGGCAACCCAUCCUAUCUCGGCCUUCCUGGACUGCCUCUUACUUGUCUGUGUCUGCUGCUUCGGCUCGGGUGUAGGACUGUCCCUAUUUGCGAUGAGGGAUUCGGCAGAGAGCGGCAGCUGAGAAAGCAACACCAAGACGGCGAAGAAGGGAAACAUGGCGGUAUCGUUGCCGCAGACGAGGGUCGGUGGAUGUGCGAUGAGGGAACCGGGAGAGAGCGGCAGCUGAGAAAGCAACACCAAGACGAGAGACGAGGCCCCCACGCC